AUGAUGAAACGUAAUACAACAAUUACAACAAAACAAACGCAAACAUUCCCUUUAACAUCAUUUCCGAAAAGUCAAUCAGGAAUUAUUACAAAAUUAUUCGAAGGUGAACGUUCAAUGACGAAAAAGAUAAUAAUUUACUUGAUAGUUUUGAACUCUGGCAUUUCUUCAAAUUCGGAUGAUGGAUCAGAAAUUGAAGUUACAUUUGAAAUUGAUGCAAAUAGUAUUUUAAAUGUUUCAUCUGAUGAUCAAACUUCUGCAAAAUCUAAUAAAAUUACAAUCACCAACGAAAAAGAGCGUUUAUCUAAAGAUGAAAUUGAACGUAUGAUUGCUGAUGCUGAAAAAUAUAAAAAAGAAGAUGAGUUUGCUGAACAAGAAGAAAAUGAAAAGAAGUUGACAAAUUAUGUUCAUCAAUAA
This is a messenger RNA of Rotaria sp. Silwood2, 414 nucleotides long. Lineage: Eukaryota; Metazoa; Rotifera; Eurotatoria; Philodinida; Philodinidae. The record is from the annotation of a GenBank genome assembly.